GAUUAGACAAUGAUAUGCUUUAUGUUUGGUUAAACCUAAACAAACAACUUCAUCGACCAGUGAGAAUCGAGUUUAUGGUAAGCUAACGAUAAGCCCAAAGUGUCUAAUGUAGGAGGAAGAGGAAGCUGCUAACGAUCAGCAAAACCAGACGCAAAGAGGUUGAUGUCGUCGACGGUGGAGCACGAUUACAUAGGUCUGUCGGAGCGGAACUCCUCUGCCGGCGGAGUCGAGGGAGGGGUUCUGAACCUCAAGGCCACGGAACUCAGGUUGGGGUUGCCUGGGUCGGAGUCGCCCCACCGCGUGGAGAAGAUCGGGCUCACCCUGGAUUUGCUCCCCAAGAGCUACGUCUCCGGUGCCAAGAGGGGGUUCUCCGACGCCAACGAUGGGGGCGGGACGUGGGGAUUUGCCGCCGAAGGUGGCGGAUCUGAAGUGAACUCGGUAAAAGGUGGCGGCUUGUUUUCGGGGAGAGGGGAGGUUGCGGCCGGUGGCAGUGCAGGGCAGCUUUCUGGGCAAGGGAAUGUGGGGAAGGACCUAGCGGUGAAAGCGGCUGGGCAGGAGCGGAAGGUCACCCCGAAGGGCUGUGGUUCUGUUGGGAAUGAUAGUCCGGUAGCUCCUGCAGCGAAAGCACAGGUGGUUGGUUGGCCACCAAUCCGUAGUUAUCGGAAGAAUACUAUGAUUACAAAUCCAUCUAAGAUUAAAGAUGAUGCUGAUGGAAUACAAGGACAAGGGUGUCUUUAUGUGAAGGUUAGCAUGGACGGAGCUCCUUAUCUGAGGAAAGUUGAUCUCAAAAUAUACAAAAACUAUAAGGAACUUUCAUCAGCACUUGAGAAAAUGUUCAGCGGUUUCACAAUUGGUCGGUGUGAUUCUCAUGGAAUACCAGGCAGAGAAGAGUUAUCUGAGAAUCAUUUGAUGGAUCUCCUGAAUGGUUCCGAGUAUGUCAUUACUUAUGAAGACAAGGAUGGAGACUGGAUGCUUGUCGGUGAUGUGCCAUGGGCGAUGUUCACAAACUCAUGCAGGAGGUUGAGGAUCAUGAAAGGUUCAGAUGCUAUUGGACUUGCCCCAAGGGCCCUGGAGAAAUGCAAGAACCUGAAAUAGACACAUUAUCAUGGACACAAUAAUCAGAUAGUUGUAACUGUAUUUGAGAAUGGAAGUUGAAAGGGUUUAGUUAUCAAUUGUUUUAUAUAGCUUAUGCUUUGUGGCUUGCUGUUCUGAAUGGACUAUUUAGGCGUGUUACUACAUUCCGAUGCUUAAGUCAGGACCUAAGUUUGUUGAACUAUGCUUGCUUGAGUUUCUGUGAGUUUCCCUUGUAAUUGUAAUAUAAAUGCUUGGAUUGCUGUUUGCGACUGGUUA
This is a messenger RNA of Zingiber officinale, 1350 nucleotides long. RefSeq names its product auxin-responsive protein IAA17-like. The transcript is spliced from 6 exons. Gene Ontology annotation, molecular function: protein binding. Gene Ontology annotation, biological process: regulation of DNA-templated transcription. Gene Ontology annotation, cellular component: nucleus. The record is from RefSeq and is a predicted model, not a curated record. The coding region runs from base 163 to 1095 and encodes 310 amino acids. Lineage: Eukaryota; Viridiplantae; Streptophyta; Magnoliopsida; Zingiberales; Zingiberaceae.